AUGCGCUCCUCAAAACUUGUAAACACAUUCUACUUGUUAUUUAGAUUUGCCGCCUAUGGGGUGUGCGCAGUAGCUCUAAGAGCAGACGACCGCGGACAUCUUUCCUACCACAAUGCUACUCUUCAUUUCCAAGGGAAUUCAACUGAUGGCCACCAGGAUAUAUAUUAUCAUAAUGCAACCGCCCAGGUGAACUACGCCAGCGCCCAGUCUCGCAACCAAACUGUGACGAGCACCAUUGGUCACCAAGCUACCCCCAAUAAUACUCUUCCACCAUCACACGCGAAAUCUCAAUCGCCGAGCUCAGUAGCAUCCCCUAUCUCAAAAGGGGUGAAUAGCACCGGCUACACUAUCAGAACGUCUAGCUCAAAAUCUAGCGAGCCUCCCACUAAGACUAUCGCCGUCGAGGAGGUCACUAAAACGAGUCCUGAGGAGGCCAGAAGAAGGGUAAAGAAAGUUAUAAGUCCAAGUUUCUUCUACAAACAGGGUAGAGCGAGGGUCAAGUGUGCUUCUCCAAAAGUGGUAUAUAAUAUAGACCCGCACGAAAAUGUAGUAGGGUUCCCUUUAGAUAAAUGGCCUCACUGGAGAGUCUUGUUUCCUCAUCCACCAGACGGCUGGGCCGAGAUUGAACAUUUCCAACUAGAUUGCUCUCGCCAUUGUAAGUGUAACGAACAUGGCGGAGUAGAGCUCCGGCCUAAAUUGGGUGGAUGUUCGAGCAAGUUUAAAGCUGAUAAAUGCGCGGUUGCACUCGGGUGCUACUGUACCGCAGUGCUAGUGCAGCCGACAGCUAAUAUACCGGGGGCAACCCUUGCUGAUUUCCAAGACGCUAUCGAUCGAAUACCAGAAACUAUCCGGAACGACAAUCCAUAUUAUUGGUGGGAAAUGCAUGGCCUAGCUGUUCCACGGCGCCCAUGGGACCUUAUGGGCUGGUCACGUGAACAAGCGCCACCGAGGCCCGUUGACCUGGAACCUCCAUGGAUGGCCAACAAUCCGGGAAGAAUAUCUGAAUCAGAAGUUCCUUUAUCAGGGCCUAACCGUGUUCCUCCACCAGGUAAUUCCAAUAUCCUAUGGAGAGGGGGGAAGGACGUGCGUGGCGGUAAGCCGCAGAAGCGAGAGGCUCUAAAAGAUGAGGACUCCGUAAAAGAGAAUCCUAAGAGGACUCUACCUAGCGAAGAGGACGACACUAAAAGCGAAGUGUUGAAACGCCGCGACAGCGACAAUGGUCAAAGUGGUAUCGGAGGAAACGUCGUGGACGGUGCAGAAGAUAGUCACAGGGGAAAUUAA
Messenger RNA from Orbilia oligospora ATCC 24927, 1281 nucleotides. RefSeq lists its product as uncharacterized. Bases 1 to 1281 code for a protein of 426 amino acids. The transcript has 2 exons. NCBI's taxonomy places the organism in Eukaryota, Fungi, Ascomycota, Orbiliomycetes, Orbiliales, Orbiliaceae. The record is from RefSeq and is a predicted model, not a curated record.